AUGUGGAUACCCUAUAGCUUCUACCACCAGACCAAACAGUGUCGGAGCAUCCAGUCUCAGAACAACAGGCUCCGAGACAGCUUCUACCACCAGACCAAACUGUGUCGGAGCAUCCAGUCUCGAACCAAGAGGCUCCGAGACAGCUUUUGCCACCAGACCAAACGGUGUCGUUUUUAUAUAAUGUCCCAGUUUCACAUUGCUGAGCUGGCCAGAAGAGGAACAGUUCAAAAGGGGCCUGGAUCAACCUCUCAGCAUGUUGCCUACAAAAUAGGGCCAGCAUUCAACUUCAGAAUUAACACAAGAUCAGCGUAUCCCCUUGGACUACCGGAGGAAUUUGCGUUUGUGACAGUUUUACGAAUGAACCGCAGUGCCGUAACCAAGAACUGGAAUAUUUGGCAAAUGCAAGAUUUGAACGGCGAAGAGCAGCUUGCCGUUAGACUGAACGGAGAAUCGCUGUCUCUUGAAUUUACCUUCACAACAUUGAAUAAAACACGAGAGACGGCCGUUUUCCCUUUCCUACCGUUCCUCUUCAACUCUCAAUGGCACAAUAUCUUACUGAAAGUCAGCAAGCGUUCUGUAACUCUGUUCGUGGAUUGCAUUAUGGUGGACUCUCAGAACACACCCCAGAGAGGUAUAGUCAACCUGGAUGGAUACACGUUGAUUGGAAAGCUGAAGGAUAACCCCGUUUUAGCAGUGCCAUUUGAGCUCCAAUCGAUGCACAUUCAUUGUGAUGUGGGGCGACCACAGACCUGCAAUGACCUAUCAGUCAGGACGUCGGUUGAUGAAGCAGAACUUCAGGGUCCUGGUGGAGAUGCAGGUAAACUAGGCUCAGCCGGGUUGCCAGGCGAGCCCGGGGAUGAUGGUGUUGGAGACGAUGGACCCCCUGGACCCCCGGGGCCAGGAGGACUUCCAGGUGAUUUGGGAAAAGGUGGACCCCAUGGUGCUAUGGGAGUGAGAGGACCAACAGGACCUGGUGGAUCAGUAGGGCCCAGAGGUGCAGCAGGGAUGCAGGAUUUGAGUGCCGAGCUGUGCCCUGGUGCCUGUCCACCUGGAACACCUGGUCAUCCCGGUCUCCCUGGCAUGAAGGGUCACAAAGGAGUCAAAGGGGAAGGAGGAGAGCCUGGGAAACAAGGGCACAAGGGUGAAGAGGGUGACCAGGGAACCACAGGGGACCUCGGAUCCCAGGGCCCAACGGGUCCUCAGGGAAUCAGAGGCUCCACUGGAAUGAUGGGGCCCAAAGGUGGACUUGGAGCACGAGGACAUGAUGGAGAUCCAGGUCCCCAAGGUGUUGAAGGAGCCACUGGUGACCAAGGCCAGAGGGGCGUGAUGGGCGAGUCUGGUCCUAAAGGUGAUGAGGGAUCUCAAGGUGGAAGAGGAAUCACAGGUCUUCCUGGGCCCAAGGGAAAUGGUGGUUUGUCAGGAGUGGAUGGCCGUGAAGGUAUUCCUGGAAUGCCAGGUGGAAAGGGCACCAUUGGCAAGGCUGGGUCUCCCGGGGAGGUGGGGCUUCAGGGACUUCCUGAACUGGUGGAGAGAAGGGUAGCUCUGGAGAGGCAGGUCUUCUUGGAACAAUGGGAUCUGCUGGUAAAACAGGAGAGCAAGGCAAAGGAGACAGAGGAGAACAAGGACCAGGCGGUCCACCGGGUAAACCAGGAGCCAGGAGAGGGGGACCUGGCUGUGGUUACAGAGAGUGUGGAUCUGGCUGUGGUUACAGAGAGUGGGGACCUGGCUGUGGUUACAGAGAGUGUGGACCCGGCCGUGGUUACAGAGAGUGUGGAUCUGGCUUUGGUUACAGAGAGUGGGGACCUGGCUGUGGUUACAGAGAGUGGGGACCUGGCUGUGGUUACAGAGAGGGGGGACCUGGCUGUGGUUACAGAGAGUGGGGACCUGGCUGUGGUUACAGAGAGUGGGGACCUGGCUGUGGUUACAGAGAGGGGGACCUGGCUGUGGUUAAAGAGAGGGGGGACCUGGCUGUGGUUACAGAGAGGGGGACCUGGCUGUGGUUACAGAGAGUGGACCUGGCUGUGGUUACAGAGAGUGGGGACCUGGCUGUGUUUACAGAGAGGGGGGGACCUGGCUGUGGUUACAGAGAGUGUGGACCUGGCUGUGGUUACAGAGAGUGUGGACCUGGCUGUGGUUACAGAGAGGGGGGACCUGGCUGUGGUUACAGAGAGUGUGGACCUGGCUGUGUUUACAGCGAGUGGACCUGGCUGUGGUUACAGAGAGGGGGACCUGGCUGUGUUUACAGAGAGUGGGGACCUGGCUGUGGUUACAGAGAGGGGGGACCUGGCUGUGGUUACAGAGAGGGGGGAUCUGGCCGUGGGACCUAAAGGGGAUCUUGGUCUUUCUGGUGUUCCCGGACCCCCAGGCCUCCCCGGAGUGAAGGGAGAGAGGGGAGAAGCUGGCGAGGGAGGACCGAAAGGGGAGCAGGGGGGACAAGGUUCUGAGGGAACCUCUGGAGACAAAGGAGAUGUUGGUGACCAAGGGGAAUCUGGACCCAAAGGAGUGGUUGGAAACCCAGGAGAGCCUGGUAACAGAGGGCCAGAGGGUAGCAGAGGGCAGCCUGGCAUCGAGGGCCCAGCUGGUACUCCUGGACCACGUGGCAUGCAGGGCAACAGGGGCGUACCAGGAAUCAGGGGGUCACAGGGACCGGCGGGUAAAGAACCAAGCGAUCAACACAUCAGACAAGUCUGCAUGAGAGUUAUGCAAGAGCAGCUAGCCCAGUUGGCUGCCAGUCUAAGGAGGCCGGAGUCUGGAGCAGCGGGCCUGCCUGGUAAGCCAGGGCCUCCUGGUCCUGCCGGACCCCCAGGGGACAGUGGCUUCCCUGGGCAGGCUGGAGCAAGAGGACUGCCUGGCCUCAAAGGACCUCCAGGACUCCUGGGACUCAAAGGACCCAAAGGUGAAAUGGGCGACAGAGGAGACCGAGGUCCCACGGUGCGAGGGGCCAAGGGCCAGCCAGGACCUCCCGGUCUACCAGGUGAGCCCGGAAAGCCUGGUUAUGGUCAGGAGGGACGUGACGGCGAGAGAGGACCUCCAGGUGUUCCUGGCCAGGCUGGUGUACCUGGGCCUCCUGGUAAUGCUGGCCCCAACGGCUACUGCGACCCAUCGUCCUGCAACCUUAGACCGGGGGACAUUGACACCAGCAUCAAGGGCCCGGAGGGAACUAGAAACUAG
Salvelinus namaycush (lake trout) is the source of this 3171-nucleotide messenger RNA. RefSeq names its product collagen alpha-1(IX) chain-like. The record is from RefSeq and is a predicted model, not a curated record. The coding region runs from base 1 to 3171 and encodes 1056 amino acids. NCBI's taxonomy places the organism in Eukaryota, Metazoa, Chordata, Actinopteri, Salmoniformes, Salmonidae. The transcript has 33 exons.